Molecule: messenger RNA, 594 nt
Organism: Plasmodium berghei ANKA
Lineage: Eukaryota; Apicomplexa; Aconoidasida; Haemosporida; Plasmodiidae
Product: conserved Plasmodium protein, unknown function
Exons: 1
Coding region: 1-594 (197 amino acids)
Source: RefSeq, a predicted model, not a curated record
AUGAAAAGAGAAAUAAUGAAUGAACAAAGCAAAUUGCAAAAUAUAGAAAUAAAUGGAUCUGGAAAUCAGCCAAAAUGUUAUCCUUCAGGGGAAUUAAAUGGAAAUAGCUAUUUCAAUAAUAAUACAGAAUAUUAUAUUAAUGAUAUCAAAGAAAAAAAAAUAAUAGAAAAAAAAAAUAAUGGAGAUAUAAAACGAAUACAAAACGGAUUAACUGAGGCUUGUUCAAUACCUAAAGUUAUAAAAAAGUCUUUUGAUAUUAACCAUGAUGGAGAGCUUAUAUCAUAUGUAUAUACAUUAGUUUUUUUCAAAAAUUAUAAUAUAUUUUUUGUUACACAUAAUGGAAAAUUUGCAUCAUGGAUAUAUACAUAUAAUAUUACUAUGCCAUUUUCGUUAGAACAUGAAAGUGAAAUAAUUUUAGGAGAAAGAAAUUAUCCUUAUUUAGAAAUAUUUUGCACACAGUUUAUGAAAAAUAAUGCUCAACUAUUAAAUUAUAAAUCUAUUAUGUUUGCAAUAUCACUUUAUAAAAUGGCUUUUGACAAUACAGAUAUUUUAACACAAAUAUUUUCCAAUUUUAAGGAUAUGAUAAAAGUAUAA